Cylindrotheca closterium is the source of this 711-nucleotide messenger RNA. NCBI's taxonomy places the organism in Eukaryota, Bacillariophyta, Bacillariophyceae, Bacillariales, Bacillariaceae. The record is from the annotation of a GenBank genome assembly.
AUGAAGUCGGCUUUGAAAUCAUCAUUAAGCCUAGACGAGGGAGAGCCAAUGACAGCAUCACCAUCCACCAAGAGCGUAGGCUUUGGAAGGCUUGAAUUCCGCGAGUAUCCUAUCAUCAUGGGAGACAAUCCCAGCGUCAGUGAUGGUGUUCCACUCGCCCUCGAUUGGGAUCACUUUAACGUAUACGAUGUGGAAGUAGACAGCUACGAGAUUGCAGCCAACAAGGCAUUUACAUGCACAGCAGGAUCACGAAAGUGCCCGAGAUUUGAUGUCACGCAACGUGCUCACAUGCUAAUGACGCAAGGUUACAGCAUGAGAGAUAUUGUAGAAUGCACCUUGGAGGUCCUUCAAAUCAAAGAAGGACGAUCCGAAUCCGUUCGCAAUCGCAAAUGGGACGGUCUCAACAAUUUCAUGGAAGUGACCAAACGUGCCAUGAAACGCAAAAAGUCUUCCCGUAGAUUCAAUAACCAGCAGCAACCAUUGUCGCUGGAGGCACCUCCUGGCAGCUCCGUUAUGGCCACCCCUCCCAUGCGUCGUCCCAGUCGACGACGCUCUUUGGAGUUGACAUCCAGUUCAUCAUCAUCAUCAUCACCACAUGAACAAGAGGUGGACACCAUCAUGCACAAGAUUCGAAGCAAGGCACCUCGCCGACGAUCUACCUUGAUGGUGACAGAGUCCAUGAUGAACCCUACUUGGGCCUCGUCUGCAUGA